This is a messenger RNA of Phycomyces blakesleeanus NRRL 1555(-), 1323 nucleotides long. RefSeq lists its product as hypothetical. The transcript has 6 exons. Lineage: Eukaryota; Fungi; Mucoromycota; Mucoromycetes; Mucorales; Phycomycetaceae. The coding region runs from base 1 to 1323 and encodes 440 amino acids. The record is from RefSeq and is a predicted model, not a curated record.
AUGAAAGACAAGGAGAACUGGGUAAACAUGUAUGUUUAUAAAUACUCUCACUUUGGAAAUCGUACCUCCAACCGCGCAGAAAGUGCACAUGCUUCCCUCAAGCAUUCUCUUGGUACCUCUUCUGGUAAAUUGAUGACAGUGACACUAAAAGUGAAAAAGUGGUAUCAGGAACUGGUUGAUGAUCGUAAAUGCAGAUUAAUGACAGAGUGCCUUGGAGAGAGCACAGAAGUUGUGUUUGACAAAGUCAAUGGAGCGAGACUAAAUGACAUUUACCACUUGACAAUUAACAACGCAGAACCAGUAUCAGCAAACAUUGCUAAAAUAACAACUAUAUCGCCUCAAUUUGAUCACGAUCUUGAGCUUGUUCAUGAAGGCUUUCACAGUACACACAGCAAACAAGAACAAAUAGAUAUACAUAAUUUAGUAAAAAACAUACUAGAAAAAAUGACCAAGCAGAAACUUGAGGAUCUUAAUGGUCCAACAAUAGUGGAAGCCAUCAAAGGCCAACCCAAAAAUACAAAGCCAAAAGAACAAAAAAAUUUUGCUCUAUUUUCUAGAAAACAAAUAUCCUCAACUCAAGAGCAAAAAGCCUUGCAAAAUAUCACCAAUCUUGGCUUGCCAAUCGAUCACACAAUAUUAACAAAUCUUACUAUUGCUCCUAAACAUAUAACCAAAGUCUUUUCUCCUGAAGCAGAUGGCAACUGUGGAUACCGAGCAAUAGCAAUGGAGAUAUAUCAGGACCAGAAGAAAUGGCUUGAAGUUAAAGAAAAUAUGCUAGAAGCCUACUUAAAAUAUCAGCAUACAUAUUACCAAGGAAGAAUGGAAAAUGGCAACAUGCCUGCAUCCACAAACCCGCUCAUAAUCAUUCUCAAAGACAAAAGAUCACCCCUCCCACAGCAACAUUGGUUUGGAACGAUUGACCAUCCACAACUUGCAGCAGAUGUGUUCAAUAGAUCAGUAGCUGUAUAUUGGAACACUCCAAGAGAAACAGGCGACUGUCUCUUCGUUCCAUUAACUACCACACCAGAAAAAUUCGAACCAAUAAUCAUCAUCUUGUACAUCAACCACUUUCUCCUUGCGAAACGUAAACCUAUCAGAAACUUUACUUGGCCAAAAAUAAAUCCUUUCCACAAAGCCAUAGUCAAAAGAUAUGGCCUGUUGUGGGGAGAAAAUAAAGCAAAAUAUAAUAUAGACGAAAGAAUUCGUGAGAACUUGUGUAGGUUGUUUAUUUCAAAAGAAAAUGUGUGCUUAAGUAAUCUUUAUCACGAUGAGUCAUCUUCCAGGAGUAUUGUUCUUCUGGAAAGAUCCGGAAAGACCAAUUGA